Coccomyxa subellipsoidea C-169 is the source of this 1207-nucleotide messenger RNA. RefSeq lists its product as hypothetical. NCBI's taxonomy places the organism in Eukaryota, Viridiplantae, Chlorophyta, Trebouxiophyceae, Coccomyxaceae. The transcript is spliced from 5 exons. The record is from RefSeq and is a predicted model, not a curated record. The coding region runs from base 83 to 1207 and encodes 374 amino acids.
GAUCGACAACAAUCGCAUGCUGAGCUGCUGUCGAUUGGACCCACUCGCCGGUGGCGCGCAGCUGCAGUAGUGUUUGCCUAAUAUGCAAUUUCCCACUGUUGCACCACAGCUUGAUAGCCCCAUCUGCUCGUCGAGCGCUCGUUCAGCAUCUUUCAGCGGGCGUGCGCAUUUGCCGUUUCAGUCCUCUAUCACCAAUGUCGCUCAACUGCCGCAAAGAAGACAACGCAGAAGAAGUCUUGUGAAGGCUCAGCCAGCUGGUCUCAGGCUGGAAGCUGGCCCAAAGACAAUGCAGAGAGAUACAGUGACGCUGCCAGAGACACUUACAAGCAAUACAGAGCCAGCUCUGCUCGCGGAACCGCCUGUACACUUUGGGGACCUAGAGCAGUUUUACCACGUGCUCAACUUGUCAGUGCAGCUCAGCACGCCACCUCCGCGCAGCUCGCAGAGUCCAGGGGGUGGAAACGGCAAGAAUGAUGAAUUUUACGCCAACGUUGGGAAUGCCAUCAGGACGCUCAGAGAAGAGAUACCACUCCUCUUCCAGCAGGACUUCACAUAUGACAUCUACAGGGAGGAUAUCGUCUUCCGGGACCCAAGGAAUACUUUCAAGGGCCUGAAGAACUACAAGACCAUCUUCUGGAGCUUGCGCUUCCAUGGGAGGCUCUUUUUCUCUAGGCUGUAUGUGGACCUGCCAAAUUUUUGGAGCACAGAGCAGUCUUCUUUGACAAUCAUGAUGCGUUGGACAGUUCAUGGCAUUCCCCGAGUCCCAUGGAAAGCAGAGGGCAUUUUCGAUGGUGUCUCUACCUUCAAGUUGGACCGCCAGGGGAAGAUCUAUGAGCACCAGGUGGACAAUGUGAUUCUUCGGGACCCCCCCAUGCUGCGAUCGCCGCUGUUUGCCGGGCUGAAUCUGACACCGCUGCUGCAGCCGCAGCCGCAGACGCAGCCGUGCCCCGGUGCUUGGUGCAACAACGCCACUAGCACACCUCUGGCUGCCGAGGCACUGGAGAGCCAACCCCAGGCUUCCACCCUCCAUCAAGAAUCGGAGCGGGGAAACCGGGAGGCCGGGGGGUCCGUGCUGCGGGGGGUCCGAGGGAUCCUCAACAGGGACGCGGCGUACCUCCGUCAGGCGCUGUCUGAUAGGGGCGUGCAGAGGGAGGUGGCCUCUCUGGUGCACCAGGAGCAGUUUCCCCAGCCGCCCUGCCAGAUAUGA